UUUCUCUAGAACAUAGUCUUGGAUUGCCUAUAAGGCUGAGAAGUUAAGAGACUUUCCCAGAAUCUUAUGGCUGGUAUGCAUAAGAGAAAUGUCAAAAGAUCUAGACGAAGGUCCCCGGCAUCUUGAAUAGAACCCCUUAAGGGUUUAUGGCAUGACGUUGUCAGGAGUGGCGCAGAAGGAGAAGAUGAUGGAUGCAUUUUGAGCUGCGCUGUUGAAGAGAGUGCCUUCAGUGAGAGCCCAAUCUAAUCAAAAUAUUGGAUGGAACUGGUAGAAUCCUUAGGAAGAGACCUGCUCUUCUUAUUUAUCGUAGUUGUGAUUGGGUGGAUCUUUAAAAGUGAAGGCCCCAGCAAAAAAACAGACGAUGAAUCUAAAACCAAGCCGGAAUACCAGCCAUGGGUAGAUGAAGACUUAAAAGACCACACAGAUGACCACCAAACAGAAGAUGUAGAUGAUUUCCACGAAUCAGAAGAAAACCUUGAACACAUCCCAUUCUCCAGCCCACGCUUUCCUGAGCAUGAAAUGAUUAAGAGGUCUCAGGCAUUUUAUGAGCUUCUCAAUCAGAGGCGGUCUGUCAGGUUCAUAAGUGAUGAGCCCGUCCCACGGCAGGUUAUUGACAAUGUCAUCAGAACAGCAGGAACAGCACCAAGUGGGGCACACACAGAGCCUUGGUCCUUCGUAGUUGUGCAAGAUGAAGAAGUGAAACACAAGAUUCGAGUGAUCAUUGAGGAUGAAGAGGAAAUAAAUUACAAGAAAAGAAUGGGAGACAGAUGGGUUAAUGACCUAAAGAAACUAAGAACCAACUGGAUCAAAGAAUACCUGGAUACAGCCCCUUUUCUGAUUCUCAUUUUCAAAAAAAUCUAUGGCAUAACCUCGAGUGGCAGAAAAAAGACUCAUUACUACAAUGAGAUCAGUGUUUCCAUUGCUUGUGGCAUCCUCCUUGCUGCCUUGCAGAACGCAGGCCUUGUGACUGUCACGACUACUCCUCUGAACUGCGGGCCUCGCCUGAGGACACUGCUGGACCGCCCUGUCAAUGAAAAGUUGCUGAUGCUCCUCCCUGUUGGGUAUCCCAGGAAAGAUGCCACAGUUCCCAACUUAAAGCGAAAACCCCUGGAGGAGAUUAUGGUGGUCGUGUAGACUGGAAGCUUCUCCCUUGCCUCCCUGUCUUUCCUGUUCUUUCCUUCCUCCCUUUUCUCUAAGCUCAGCAGCCACUCGCUGUAGAUGUUGAUAGACCUCUGUAGCACUCCAUUUCUCAGGCGUGACAGCCACAAAGCUUAAUAAAUGACUCUAACCUCCCCAGCACUUGGGAUCUGAUGAUUCCUGAGGCAGCGGACAGUCUGAUGAGGUGAACAGACAACAUUCCACUUAAGCAGCCGUUUGCUGUCACAUUUCCCAACCCUGCAUCAGAAUGGAAUUCAAGUCUGCCUUAAGUUUCCCUGUUUAUUUUAUGAAAUCAUCAGUAGUUUUGUUGGCUAGAGAGAAAGCAAUGAAUUACCAGAUAAUUCGAUGAGUUUCUAGGAAAUUUAACUUUCAAACUGAAAUAAAUUCAGACUAGUCACGCAGCCUUUCCCCUUAGAUUCCCAUAGCUUUUAUUUAAGUGGAUGCUUUUCUUUUCUUUUCUUUUUUGCCACACACCAUUCAGAGCUUUGCUAUCAUUAAAUGGUACCUCUGGGAUGCACAGUUUUUAAUGUGCUCUAUGGAGUCGGUGGCACUUUUCAUCCAUUCUUUUCUUGAUGGCCGCCCACAAAAAUAGGACACGGGUACUCGGUGAGGUAGAAAUAGCUAUUUCACAAGUAAUAAUAGCUAAUAGCUAACAUUUAUAUAGCACUUAGUAUGUGCCAGACACUGUGCCAAAUGAUCUACAACUGUUAUUUCGUUUGAUCGAUGACGAACCUGGAUCAGGCCUAAGAUCAUAGAUUUAGAGCUAGAAAGGGCUUCAGAGGUCUUCUAGCUCAACCCCUUUAUUUUACAAAUACAGAA
Messenger RNA from Trichosurus vulpecula (common brushtail), 1977 nucleotides. It is a transcript of the gene IYD, whose product is annotated as iodotyrosine deiodinase. Gene Ontology annotation, molecular function: oxidoreductase activity. The coding region runs from base 259 to 1134 and encodes 291 amino acids. The transcript has 7 exons. NCBI's taxonomy places the organism in Eukaryota, Metazoa, Chordata, Mammalia, Diprotodontia, Phalangeridae. Gene Ontology annotation, biological process: thyroid hormone metabolic process. The record is from RefSeq and is a predicted model, not a curated record.